Molecule: messenger RNA, 2699 nt
Organism: Hippoglossus stenolepis (Pacific halibut)
Lineage: Eukaryota; Metazoa; Chordata; Actinopteri; Pleuronectiformes; Pleuronectidae
Product: diencephalon/mesencephalon homeobox protein 1-A-like
Exons: 5
Coding region: 212-1423 (403 amino acids)
Biological process (GO): regulation of transcription by RNA polymerase II
Molecular function (GO): RNA polymerase II transcription regulatory region sequence-specific DNA binding; DNA-binding transcription factor activity, RNA polymerase II-specific
Source: RefSeq, a predicted model, not a curated record
GGAGAGGAGAGAGCGCAGAGAGCCGCAGCAGCAGCGGGACGCACCGGGACUCAGGCAGGAUAUUGAGAGAAGAGCGGAAAACACGGAUCCAGCGAGGACAUGAACAACCCGCGGAUUUUAGAGGAGAAGAUCUGAGAGGGAAAAUACUCGGAGGCUCGGAUCGUGGACAUAUUUCUCACCAGAGAGAGAGAGGAGAGAAAACACUUCAGUCAUGCAGCACUACGGGGUGAACGGCUACUCUCUCCACGCCAUGAACUCACUGAGCGCCAUGUACAACCUCCACCAGCAGGCGGCGCAACAGGCCCAGCACACUCCUGACUACAGGCCCUCAGUGCAUGCGCUCACUCUUGCAGAGAGACUUGCUGACAUUAUCCUUGAGGCCCGGUAUGGCUCCCAGCACCGUAAGCAGCGGCGGAGUCGCACGGCCUUCACCGCCCAGCAGCUGGAGGCCCUGGAGAAAACCUUCCAGAAGACCCACUAUCCUGAUGUGGUGAUGCGUGAGCGUCUGGCAAUGUGCACCAACCUGCCCGAGGCACGAGUGCAGGUCUGGUUCAAGAACCGUCGGGCCAAGUUUCGUAAGAAGCAGCGCAGCCUGCAGAAGGAGCAGCUCCAGAAACAGAAGGAGGCGUCAGGAGCAGCAGACGGCUCUCCAGAGGACUCCAAGACUGACCUCACUACCGCCAACACCACUACCACCACCACCCUGGCUCCUGAGGCCCGCACCCCUCCCCUCCCCUCCUCCCUCUCGUCCUGUCACUCAGAGGAGAGGCCGGAGGCGGCACGGCCCCAGCCUGACGAGAUGAGCGUGGAAGUCAACGUCACCUCCCCUGAGCCAUCGGACAGCGAGUCAGCAGCGGAAGAUAAUGCUGACAGAGAAGAGGACGAAAUGAGGGGGGAGACGAGGGUGAAGAUCAGGGGGGAGACGCAGGGGGAGGCGGGAGCGCAGCCAGGGAGCAGCUCCCCAUCCUGCAAACGACUCAGCCCUGCACCAGACUCUCCCCUGAGCUCCCCUGCCUUGCCGUCCUCCAGCAGUGCGAGUGGCGGUAUGGUUCAGAGCAACUCCUACGCCUCGUCCCCCCUCAGCCUCUUUCGUCUGCAGGAACAGUUUCGGCAGCACAUGGCCGCCACCAGCAACAUGGUGCACUACCCGUCCUUCGACAUGAGCACGCAGUCCUCUCUGCCCUACCUGGGCAUGAACGUCAACAUGCCGCCCCCGCUGGGCUCACUGCCCUGCCAGUCCUAUUACCAGUCGCUGUCACAGGCCCAGCAGGUGUGGAACAGCCCGCUGAUGCAGCCGGCGCCAGGCAGCCUCCCGGGAAGCAUCCCGGGAAGCCUCAACAGCAAGACAACGAGCAUUGAGAACCUCCGCAUGAGGGCUAAGCAGCACGCAGCCUCGCUGGGAUUGGACACGCUCCCCAACUGAAGCUCAGGCUGCUCAGUUUCUACGUUGGGCUGUUGCUCUGUUUCGUAGCUAUGAAUUAUGGGCCCUGUCCACAGGAAGUCACUCUGGCUCCCCGACACUUUCCUCUUGGCCUCUCAUCACCGUCAGCAACCAUGUGUAUCAAUCCAAAAACACAUUGAGAAAUAAAUCCGAUCUUUUGUCUGCUACCCAAUUGGCUGCCAAAAUGAUCAUUCUAAAAUUCCUCAGUUCAAAAUCUGUUUCCUACUUUAACAACUACUGAGGACAUUUUGCAGUUUUUCAGACUCCCAACUAAAUUCAAUUUCAAAACCCGAGCAGCACAACAAAGAGUAGCAACAACUUAUUUUAUGAAGACAACAAGUGUGUUUCAGAGCAGACACUGAAGGGGCCCUUUCUCAGCUUGGGGCCCGCGGUUGUUGAGCACAGCAAGUUGGCAUGUAGCUCACUGCUGAGAGCUCAUGACAAACAUGAAGAACAUCUCUGCUGGACAGAACAGAAAACAAGAUUAUAAGAAGAACUCAAUGGUCUUGAAUGAAUAGAUGAAAAAAAAGAAAAAAAUAAAGAAUAAUCCCACCUGGACUGGAGUUACGACUGAACACUUCCUCCUGCCCGUGUGGAUCUUGCUUGUGUUUGACUCCUUCUGGUCAACAGCUCAAGCCUAAUGCCAGCUGUUCACCAUGAAUCGAGUCUCCUUGGUGAAGAUGGGGCAGCAAGUCUUGAACCACAGAGCUGACGUUCUCUUUCCAGGACCAACAACCGACAUUAAAGCAUUCCAUAAUCCAACACCAUGAACGUGAACUAUGCAUGUGUGCACCCUCUAAAGCAUGGCUUACAGCCGCACAACGCAGAAUGAAGUCACAUCAGAUCGAACAUCACAAAUAAACCUCCGAUCAUUCAUUAUAAUCCUCGAGCCAAAUGUGUUUCUUUGUAGAUGACACGCCAUUCUACUUGUUUAAAGUCACAGCUCUGCCUGCAAGAAUCCAUUGAGCGUUGUAAAUAUCCCUCAGUGUAACUUCAUGUCUCCUUUUUGUGUGAAGCAAUUGUGGCUCUUAAGCAAAGGACCUAAAGAAAAGGAGGAGGCACAGUAACAAAUAAAUAUGAACCCAGCCCACGUAUAUUUUUGCUAACUCGGGUGCCAGAUCGAGGUCGCCAGAGAGACGCACUAGCCAGAUCUCUAUGUACUAUAUCACUGUAGAUUCAAGACAUGUAUUUCUCAAUGGUUUUGAAUGUGAGUAAUUUAUCUGUUUAAUUCAAGGGAAUAAAUCACAAAUAAGAAUGA